CUGGCUGUAAUUUGAGCGCCAGAGGCAAUACGGAUUUUGCAGAAACUGGCAGCCACGUCACCGCCACAGGUCUGACAAACUUUCCCAGCCCUUUGCAGACAGUGCUGCAGAGGAAUCCCUAUGCAUAAUAUCUAGAAUGAGCAUUUGUAGUGAUUUCCAAAGAACAAGAGGACAUAACAUUUGGGAACAUUGGAGUUAUUUGGUCUUUUUUGUUUUUUAGAGGAGUCUCAUUUUACAUACGUUAUUGUUUUGACAUCGCCUGAAGACUACAUUGAGGCCUCAUUCUUACAGACUUGUACCAAUAUUUCGACUCUUUCUUUUUGGAAUACCAAAACAGCACUAUGAAUAUCUUCCGUCUAGCCGGUGACGUGUCACAUAUCGUUGCUAUCAUCAUUCUAUUAGUGAAGAUAUGGAGGUCCAAAUCCUGUGCUGGUAUUUCUGGGAAGUCUCAGGUGCUUUUUGCAUUAGUCUUCACUACAAGAUACUUGGACCUGUUCACGAGCGUAAUCUCCAUCUACAACACAGUUAUGAAGGUGGUGUUCCUGGCUUUGGCAUAUGCCACUGUGUACCUGAUCUACAUGCGCUUCAGGAGCACCUUCGACUCAGAGAGUGACUCAUUCCGUGUUGAGUUCCUGCUUGUGCCUGUGGCUGGGCUUUCCUUCCUGGAAAACUAUGCAUUUGCCCCCCUGGAGAUCCUGUGGACCUUCUCCAUCUACUUGGAGUCGGUGGCCAUCUUGCCCCAGCUCUUCAUGAUCACCAAGACCGGCGAGGCAGAGUCCAUCACCACCCACUACCUGUUCUUCCUGGGUCUCUACCGAGCCCUGUACCUGGCCAACUGGGUGUGGCGCUACCACACCGAGGGCUUCUUUGACCAGAUUGCUGUGGUGUCCGGUGUGGUGCAGACGAUUUUCUACUGUGACUUCUUCUACCUUUACGUUACCAGGGUGCUCAGAGGAAGUGGAAAAAUGUCCCUGCCCAUGCCCAUCUAAAGAGAGUCAGUGCUGUUUUAAGCGACAGUUGAGCAGUUCAGUAACUGAAAGCACCUCUGCCCUCCAAUCAUACUUAGUAAUGGACUACAGUCUGCAGUGUCACAGUACCCCCUGUAUACCCUGGGGGGUAUAUACUGUACCCAGAGGGCAACCGUCGUGUUGUUGGUACCUGGUGUGUUUGUUGGUGUGCUUUUCCCUAGACUAAAAUGACCAAAGAACGAUGUCCUAUGUUUUUGUGCAUGAGUGUGUGGAACUGAAUAUUAAUGGGAAUUGAGUAAAUUGAAUACUGUGGGAAUUUUCUUUUUUCUAUUUUUCUUUUUCAUGGAGGCAGAUAUUGUCCCUCUUCAAUUAGUCCAAUGGAGUUUGUGCCUUAUUUUUCCUUUUCUAGUAAAUGGCAUAUUUUGAAUGUCUUAUUACAUCAAAAUGGUGUAAACAUUGUAUAUAUGUGAGACAUUUGUUCCGCUUUCCUGUCUUUUUACAAUUUCUACAUAUAACAGUGACCAACCUUCAAGGCUUACAUUGUUUCACCAAGCAGAGUUCAUUGGGAGUCUUGUAUUUAGGCUGCUAUGGGCGAUAUUUGCCAUCCUUGUCAAGAGUUGUGCUAUGUUCUUCCCUUUAUGAUAAUAAGUCCAUGGAGAUGCCACACAGAACGCGCUGUCAUGUAUGUAACUCUUAUAUCCGUUCACUUCUUGACUGAACCAAGGUUCUUCUUAAAUACGUUGUAUUCUGUACUUUGAUUUUACCAGUCAUUUCCAUUCCUUUAAUAUUAAUGCAUUUCAUUAAGUAAAACGAAUACACAUUUGUGUGAUGUCACA
Oncorhynchus mykiss (rainbow trout) is the source of this 1804-nucleotide messenger RNA. Its product is annotated as ER lumen protein-retaining receptor 3. Gene Ontology annotation, molecular function: ER lumen protein retrieval receptor activity. Gene Ontology annotation, cellular component: membrane. Gene Ontology annotation, biological process: protein retention in ER lumen. The record is from RefSeq and is a predicted model, not a curated record. Lineage: Eukaryota; Metazoa; Chordata; Actinopteri; Salmoniformes; Salmonidae.